UAUUAACUUACAAGUAGAGUAUAUUAUAUAGUUACACCCCAUCUAACCAGUAUAUUAAUAACAGUGGGGAGAACAAGUAUUUGACACACUGCCGAUUUUGCAGGUUUUCCUACUUACAAAGCAUGUAGAGGUCUGUAAUUUUUUGUGAGAGACGGAAUCUAAACCAAAAAUCCAGAAAAUCACAUUGUAUGAUUUUUAAGUAAUUAAUUUGCAUAUUAUUGCAUGACAUAUGGGCUGUGCCAUUGAGGCAUUCUUCAUUUUGAAGUAGUCCAUUUUCUUCUUCACUAUUGGCUGACCCCUCCUGAUGACCCAGUUGGACACGACUCCAAAAGGGUCACCAGGAGGGAUGAGCCAAUGAAGUUGAAAGUCCCACCCAGUUUAAUAAAUUCAAAAUGGUGAAAGCCCUCAAAUGGCGCUGCCCUCUGAGGAGUGGAGUGGAAUGGACCUGGAACUCACUUCCUCUUGAAGACUUUGAAUUAAGAAAGCAGUCGCAGGGGGCUUGGAUUGGGAGUGAUGGGUGGCUGGGGAAACAUGGAGAGGCCAGAGAGAACCAUACUUGUAAAUUGGGAUACGGAGAGAAGAACGCUGCCUAAUACGUCCUUUUUGGCCACUAGAGGCCUCCAUCGUCCUCUAUGAGGAGUGCGCAUUGCCCUUUCCAUCAUGGCCGCCUGGAGUUGCCUGCUUGCCGCUCAUAACGCAUGCGCAAUGAAUACAAACAAACGUUUGAAAGAAAUUUACCGCGAAACUGGUAAGUCAAGUUAUAAACGUUUGUUUUAAGUGUUUUAGCUAUUGUUAUUCUACGACAUUGGCCCUAACGGCAACGAGAAAUUGCACCUCUAAACUGUUCUACUAGAUCGCCUUGUGUAUAAAAUGUAAAAAGGUUCCUUAGCUAGCUUAACGUUAGCUGUUGUUGACAAAACAAACUACAUCCGUGUUUCGUCUAGGCAGUGCUCAUGUUUGCUAGCUUUCAGAUUGUAUAUUAUUAUAUAUUUAGCGGCUAUGUUUUAUUUAUCACUUUUCCCGUGUACGCCUUGAUUAGUUGUCUAUCUGACGCUGUCUCUUUUUCCUAGUUAAAAUAUGAAGCCUGUCCGGGGAUCUCAACGCGCCCCAUCCAAGGCACCUAAAGGCAAGAAGAAAGGCGAGAAGCCAAAUAAGUCCGGUAUAAAGACAUGUCAACGGAGAGUAUCUCAGGAGGAGCCCCAGCCAGGAACCAGCAGCCAGGUCCCUCAGCCAAAACCACAGAAGAAGAAAGGUGGCACAGUUGCAGGUCCCAGUAAGCUGAAAGGUCAGGAGAAGUGGAAACCGCUGACCAAGUCCUCCAUUACGGCUCUAGACAACAUACUGGGCCUGUCUAUACUGUCUGUUCUGGCCGGAAGACAGACUAAGAAAGAGGAAUCACAGAAACAUCUGAACGUUCUGAAAAACAGGUUCCUGUCUAAACUGGCUCAACUGCCAGUCCCAAUCCAGAAACAGGAAAUAAUAAGUCAUUCAUCCCGUCAACACCAGGAAGAGACUAGGAAGUCAGCCGUUGGCAAGAAGAUCCUCGACAAGCUGGGGGUGGAGCUGAGGGCUGUGGGGAGCUUUCUAGAACAGCUAGAGAAGGAGAGAGACUCCCUGGAGCACCAGUGUUUUAACCUCAGACAACUACUGGAACAGCAGGAAGAGAGUAACCAGCAGAUCCUCCAGUUGUCAGAACAAGGAGUCCUGCGUCUCCCCCCUGUACCUGAGCGCAAAGACAGACCCUUACAGGAGCAGAUGGUGUGUCUGGUUCCUAGCGGACACUCCGUCACCACGGCCCGUCGCCUAGCAAAGACCCUCCAGACAUCAGGGCCGGUCCAGGAUGCCCAGAACCUACUGGAACAAGCCUACAGACACGCAGACCGCCUGGUCACUACACCUACAGCUGUCAGCCAAUAGCAAGACUCCAUCCAGCCCGGUUGGACAAUAGCAGGACUCAUCCAGCCUGGUUGGUCAAUAGCAGGACUCCAUCCAGCCUGGUUGGACAAUAGCAGGAAUCCAUCCAGCCUGGUUGGUCAAUAGCAGGACUCCAUCCAGCCUGGUUGGACAAUAGCAGGACUCCAUCCAGCCUGGUUGGUCAAUAGCAGGACUCCAUCCAGCCUGGUUGGUCAAUAGCAGGACUCCAUCCAGCCUGGUUGGACAAUAGCAGGACUCCAUCCAGCCUGGUUGGUCAAUAGCAGGACUCCAUCCAGCCUGGUUGGACAAUAGCAGGACUCCAUCCAGCCUGGUUGGUCAAUAGCAGGACUCCAUCCAGCCUGGUUGGACAAUAGCAGGACUCCAUCCAGCCUGGUUGGUCAAUAGCAGGACUCCAUCCAGCCUGGUUGGACAAUAGCAGGACUCCAUCCAGCCUGGUUGGACAAUAGCAGGACUCCAUCCAGCCUGGUUGGUCAAUAGCAGGACUCCAUCCAGCCUGGUUGGACAAUAGCAGGACUCCAUCCAGCCUGGUUGGUCAAUAGCAGGACUCCAUCCAGCCUGGUUGGACAAUAGCAGGACUCCAUCCAGCCUGGUUGGUCAAUAGCAGGACUCCAUCCAGCCUGGUUGGACAAUAGCAGGACUCCAUCCAGCCUGGUUGGUCAAUAGCAGGACUCCAUCCAGCCUAGUUGGUCAAUAGCAGGACUCCAUCCAGCCUGGUUGGACAAUAGCAGGACUCCAUCCAGCCUGGUUGGUCAAUAGCAGGACUCCAUCCAGCCUGGUUGGUCAAUAGCAAGACUCCAUCCAGCCUGGUUGGUCAAUAGCAGGACUCCAUCCAGCCUGGUUGGACAAUAGCAGGACUCCAUCCAGCCUGGUUGGUCAAUAGCAGGACUCCAUCCAGCCUGGUUGGUCAAUAGCAGGACUCCAUCCAGCCUGGUUGGUCAAUAGCAGGACUCCAUCCAGCCUGGUUGGUCAAUAGCAGGACUCCAUCCAGCCUGGUUGGACAAUAGCAGGACUCCAUCCCGCCUGGUUGGACAAU
This is a messenger RNA of Salvelinus fontinalis (brook trout), 2968 nucleotides long. RefSeq names its product centromere protein Q (gene cenpq). The record is from RefSeq and is a predicted model, not a curated record. Bases 1078 to 1917 code for a protein of 279 amino acids. Lineage: Eukaryota; Metazoa; Chordata; Actinopteri; Salmoniformes; Salmonidae. The transcript is spliced from 7 exons.